UCUAAAACACUUUAAAUCGUCUUUGUAUUGUAUCUGAAACAAAAGUUUGUACAAAUUGUAAUAAAUUGCUAGAAUAGAAUUGCUUAAAUUAACGAGUUACAAGAGAGAAUAAUCAUCAUGAGCCGUGCCACCUCCUUCUCGGAGUUCAAAAUGCUGGCCCCCACCAGUUUCAUGACCCGCAUGCAGUCCCAGAACGUGGCCAAGAAGCUGCUGAGCAGCAGGCAGGCGCGCAAUUUGUUGCCAACGCGUCGAAUGCCCACCUAUCCGGAAUUUCGACGCCUGAUGAAGGAAGUGUAUCCAGAUCGCAGCCUGUCCAGAGAUGUCAAGGAAAAGCCGGCGGCCAAUAUGGAGAGCAUCUACCUCAAGCUGGUGGAGAUGCGGCAGGCGCAGUUUGAUCGCAAGCACCUAAAGGGCAUCAAGUCGGUGAUCAAUACGCGUCAACCGAAUACGAAUAGUCUCAUACUGGAGAGGACAUCGGUAUUGGAGGAUCUGCAGAAGAAGCAGGACAUCUUUCGGCAUAACCUGCAAAUGCUGAAGCGCAUCAAUAGGACCCAGCGGCUGCACGGCGUAGUCAACUGCUUCAAUGCGACACUCCAGCGAGGCCCAUCGGGCAGGCACAGGGAACGUGUGCGGGCGGAGCGCUUGUCGCGCGCCAACAGGGAUCUGGGCUGCCGCCUGGCAAUGGUCAAGUCGAAGGUGGACUGCCACAAUCCGUGGGUGCCGCCGCCGCCGCCCAUGGAGCGUAGGGCCUCGCAGCAGACGUUGGUCAAGUACGCGCCCUUCAUACCAGCACCGCAGGCGGCUGAGAUUGAUCCCCAUGCACUGCUGCGACCCGUUCUCUACUACGAUCUGGUGGAGGGCGACAAUCAGCCGCUGGGCCGCAUCAGCAUUCAGCUGUACACGGAGGUCAGUCCAGAGGUGGUGCUGGAAUUCGUGCGUCUUGCCACCUACAACGAUGUGCAGGGCCACCGAUUUCUGCGCAUAUUCGCCGACCUUUGGAUGGAGGGUGAGCUGGUGCUUGGGUCCCGGGAUGCCCUGCGCCGCCAUCACAGCAGCAAGCACUCGCAGCUGGACCACACUCGGCUGACGGGAUUCCUCUCCUAUGCCGGGGACUAUCACCAUCACUUUCCCCAGGGUCUGCUCAACUACACGAUUAGCUUCAAGCCCCUGGCAGUGCAGUCGCUGCAUCGUAUCGUCUUUGGUCGCGUUUUUGGCGGUCACAGAGUGCUACAGCUCUGCCAGGCGUUUGGCACGAAGAACGGCAAGCCCAAGAGCCCUGUGACCAUCACACAGUGUGGCUUGCUCUAAUGGGAGUCGAGUCCCAUUCCCAGUCCCAGUUGCAGUCCCAGUCCACUGCCGCCUGCCUCAUUAUCCAUGUGCUCCUAUAUUAGCAUAAAAAGGAGCGGUGAAAAAAAACCGUAUCACACUUUUGUGGGCCAAUGCGACAGAAAAUCUCUCUCCCUUCAACAAAAUGCAAAUAAAAAAAAUUAUGAAGUGUA
This is a messenger RNA of Drosophila obscura, 1499 nucleotides long. RefSeq lists its product as uncharacterized. The transcript has a single exon. The record is from RefSeq and is a predicted model, not a curated record. Lineage: Eukaryota; Metazoa; Arthropoda; Insecta; Diptera; Drosophilidae. Gene Ontology annotation, molecular function: peptidyl-prolyl cis-trans isomerase activity. Bases 118 to 1308 code for a protein of 396 amino acids. Gene Ontology annotation, biological process: protein peptidyl-prolyl isomerization.